Molecule: messenger RNA, 1978 nt
Organism: Dichomitus squalens LYAD-421 SS1
Lineage: Eukaryota; Fungi; Basidiomycota; Agaricomycetes; Polyporales; Polyporaceae
Product: FAD-binding domain-containing protein
Exons: 6
Coding region: 75-1604 (509 amino acids)
Molecular function (GO): oxidoreductase activity; FAD binding
Source: RefSeq, a predicted model, not a curated record
CCGUCUCCUCAGUCUCGGCACUUGUCUGACCUUUCUUUUUCGUGUUCUAUCCCUUUCGCCUUCUUUGUGCCAUCAUGCGUGGGGGCCUCAGGUCUUUCAUCGUUCUUUCUGCAGUUUCUUCCGCCUUUGGUGCAUGGAUUCCCUACAGCCAAAUCAAGAACCGCGGCGAGAGCGCAUUCUUGAAUUGCCUGGAGAGUGCGAACCUUGACCCCGUCGUCCAGGGUGAUUCCGACUAUGCCACUGACUCAUCGCCGUUCAACCUCCGGCUUCAAUGGAAGCCCGUUGCGCUUGUCUAUCCCGAGGAUGCUAAUGGCGUCUCUGCUGCUGUUCAGUGUGGAGCUGAAAACGGUGUCAAUGUCAAUGCGCGAAGCGGAGGCCAUUCCUACGCCGCCUUUGCGCUUGGUGGAGAGGACGGCCACUUAACCGUUAGCCUCGACAAGCUCCGACACCUAUCACUGAGCGGCGAUACGGCUACUAUCGGCUCAGGCAACAAACUCGGCGAUAUUGCGCUCUACCUCUGGGAGAAUGGAAAGCGUGCAAUGGCUCACGGUACCUGCCCUGAGGUCGGUAUCGGUGGCCACGCUGGCCAGGGCGGCUUCGGUCUCGCUUCCCGCUCGUGGGGCCUGCUCGCCGACCAGGUGCAGUCGCUUGAGAUCGUCACUGCGGAUGGCCAAAUUCGCACAGCCUCCCCAACAGAGAACCCCGAUUUGUUCUGGGCAGCGACGGGUGCUGGGGCGUCGUUCGGUAUUAUCACGUCGUUCACGACCGUGACUCAUGCGGCGCUCGAUUCUAUCGCGUUUGCGUACACGUUCGCGAACUACGGCGCCAAGGAGGCCAGCAACGGCCUGCAGGCGUGGCAGACGUUUGCGAACGAUGCUGUCAACAAGCUUGACACGGCUGUCGGGCUUCAGAUCCAUAUCGACCCUGGAGACACCGGCGUCGUGUUCUCUGUCUCUGGCGUUUACUACGGUGUCAAUGAGGCCAAGGUCAACUCGACCUUUGCGCCUCUCCUUAAGAAGCUCGGUACUCCCUCCGACAUCUUCCUUCAGAAGCAGGACUGGAUUACCUCCGUGCUCUACCUUGCCGGCGUCGACAGCAUUUCGCAGCUGAAUACGACGCUUACUCCAGACACCCAUGAUUACUUCUACGCGACGUCGACGUUCGUAUCUGCGAAGGAGCCGAUGACCCAAACUGCUUCAGACGCUCUUUUCGAAUACUUCUACGGUCCCGGCUCGGACACUUCUGUUGAGUGGUUUGCGAUCUUCGACCUCUAUGGCGGCGGAGAUUCGGCCGUCACUAAGGUCGGCCCGGACCACAAUGCGUUCAACGCACGCGAUGCACUAUACUCAAUUCAGUACUAUGGCACGAUUCCCAAUGGUACUGUCUCGGACGCGGAUGGAAUUGCGUUCAUCCAGGGUAUGAAGAAGGCAAUCGAGAGCGGCAUGCCCUCGACGCAAUUCAAGGAGUAUGUCAACUACAUCGACAGCACGUACUCGGCGGAGGAGGCGCACAAGCGCUACUAUCCCACGCACACUGCCAAUCUCACGUCGCUCAAGGACAAGUACGACCCGAACCGCGUCAUACACUUUCCUCAGGACUUCUAAGUGGAUUUAAGAACAUUACGCUUUGACGUACUCGGGGCGCUUGGACUCGAACUCGAUCCCGUAGUCUCGGACUCUGAUAUCGGUUGGCAGGGUAUCAAGGGAGGACUACCACGUAAUGCAUAACAUCAGGGACUCACGAUCUUUAUCCUACAAUGGACUAAUAGACCUCUAUAAUUCGCGACUUACUGUACUAUUCCGCAUUUUCUGUACAGAUAUCUUCGUUGGUAUCAUGCACGUAGGAUACGGACUUGUAGUUAAACCGUUCGGACUUAACGCAUAAUGAUAGUCUCACUGUCCUUCGCGUGUAACUUGCGUCCUUUCUUAAUCUUACAUUGACGUAGAGCCACAGUGGCCUCCGCGGCCAUAGCAUCAUG